AUGAGCCGGGGGCUCCAGGAGGUGGUACAGCCCCAGACUGGGAGCAUGUUUUCCCGUUCCACAGGACUUUUGUGGUUAUGGGACCAAGGGGAGAAAAAGUGCAUAAGUACUGAAAUUUUAGGCUUUGUUCAAGAUGGAAGAAAGGCUUAUACUGUUUCAGCAGCAACACUGUUUAUCCGUGGAAAGUUGAAGAACCACGUCAUUCGGUACAACAUAUCUUCCCAGAGAAGAUCUUGGCCACUGUGGAUGACAAUCCUUAUUUUUCUUGGAGUGAUGACAAUCUUGGCAGUAAUUGGUCUCAUUGUCCAUUUUCUGGCAGUUGGAAAGACUUACUAUUACCAAGGUGAUUUUCAUAUUUCUGGAGUCAUAUACAAUGAUAAUUGUGAAAAAGCAGGUUCACAAGUCAGCACAGAUCUGAGAAAAUAUAUUGAGACUAAGAUGUCUGAUGCAUUUCAAAAUUCUGGUGUAUAAGAGUAUAUCAACUCUCAAGUCAUCAAACUUCUUUCUUAUCCCAAUGGUUCAAGUGUACAGUUACAGUUGACAUUCAAGUUUCCUCCAGCAAAAGAUAGCAUGAGGACUAAAAUUAAGGCUAUCUUACAUCUGAUGUUGAAGGACAACAUGGCAUCUUGGAAUGCAGUUCCCACUUCCAUCAAACUUAUAGAAAUCAGCAAGGCUAAUGCUGAAAUGCUUACCAAUAACUGUUGUGGGGGACGACUGACCAAUAGUAUCACAGCAGGCAACCGAAUUGUGAAUGGGGAAAAUGCCCUGAUGGGGGCCUGGCCAUGGCAGGCAAGCAUGCAGUGGAAAGGCCAACACCACUGUUGUGUUCCUCUGAUCAGCAGUAGGUGGCUCCUAUCUGCAGCUCACUGCUUUGCUAAGAAAAAUAAUUCAGAAGAUUGGACUGUCAACUUUGUAACUAUAGUAAAUAAACCAUAUAUGACACAGAAAGUCCAAAACAUUCUUUUUCAUGAAAAUUAUAGCAGAGCUGGGGUUCAUGAUGAUAUUGCCCUUGUGCAGCUUGCUGAAGAAGUCUCUUUUACAAAGUACAUUCAUAGGAUUUGUUUUUCUGAAGCCAAAAUGAAGCUCUCAGAAAAUGAGGUUGUAGUUACAGAAUGGGGAACACUUUAUAUAAAUGGUUCUCUUCCAGUGAUACUUCAGCAGGCUUUUUUGAAGAUUACUGAUAACAUAGUUUGCAAUGCUCCACAUGCAUUGUCUGGCUUGGCAACUGAUACAAUGCUGUGUGCUGGAUUUAUGUCAGGAGAAGCUGAUGCCUGUCAGAAUGAUUCUGGUAGACCACUAGCUUAUCCCAACUCUAGGAAUAUCUGGCACCUUGUUGGAAUAGUAAGCUGGGGUGAAGGAUGUGGGAAAAAGAAUAAACCAGGUGUCUAUACUUGAGUGACUGCUUAUCAUGGAUGGAUUACCUCCAAGACUGCACUCUGA
This is a messenger RNA of Globicephala melas (long-finned pilot whale), 1440 nucleotides long. It is a transcript of the gene TMPRSS11B, whose product is annotated as transmembrane serine protease 11B. Gene Ontology annotation, molecular function: serine-type endopeptidase activity. The record is from RefSeq and is a predicted model, not a curated record. NCBI's taxonomy places the organism in Eukaryota, Metazoa, Chordata, Mammalia, Artiodactyla, Delphinidae. Gene Ontology annotation, biological process: proteolysis.